UCCAAUGGAGGGAGUUUUAGAACGUUCAGUGAAACUAGUUGUAGAUGGUUCCGAAGACGCGGUCAAAAGAAACGUUAUCGUAUGUGUUGACGACUUAAAAAUAUUACAAACGUGAUUUUUUUCAUAAAAUAUGAAACUAACGACAUAAACUUCAUCCAUGUGACACUGUUGUGGAUUAUUUCACAGCGAAAGAAAUAAAACUUUCUACGUGUUCAAUAAGCUUACGCGUAACCGCCAAAAUCAUAGAUGGAAACGCCAUCUUAUGCAAAGAUGUUGACAUUUUACUAAAUUGGAAAAGAUUCUAUAAUUACCGCUUUAUUCGAGUCCCACGACUCGAUUUGUGUAUUUACGAAUGUUAAAAAAUGCUAAUGUUAUCCACUAAUUGACACGUCAUCCAGUUUUUCGUUAUAAGAAGUGCACGUAACGCGUAUUCAUAAUGUUUUACGCACAUUUCGUGUUGGCCAAAAAGGGGCCAUUGGCCCGAAUUUGGUUAGCUGCUCAUUGGGACAAGAAGUUGACAAAAGCUCAUGUGUUUGAAACUAACAUUGAAAAAUCUGUAGAUGGUAUUUUACAGCCAAAGGUGAAAAUGGCUUUAAGAACAUCUGGACAUUUGUUAUUGGGUGUGGUACGGAUAUAUUCUCGGAAAGCUAAAUAUCUCUUAGCUGACUGUAAUGAAGCUUUUGUAAAAAUUAAAAUGGCCUUUAGACCAGGCAUGGUAGACUUACCAGAAGAGCACAGAGAGGCUGCUGUAACAGCGAUAACAUUACCUGAAGUUUUUCAUGAUUUUGAUACUGCGAUGCCAGAAUUAAAAGAUGUUGAUAUUGAAGCACAGUUUAGUUUAAAUCAGUCACGAGCAGAAGAAAUAACUAUGAGGGAAGAUUAUGGCAGCUUAGCUUUAGUAACGCAUGACCAAGGAUUUGGUGAUAUGAGUUUUGAUGCGGAACCACCAGAAUUAUUAAGACAUGCUGGUGCUGUAGAACCAUCAUUAGAUCAGACCCAUAUGUUAUUCACUGAUGGACCAGGAAUCGAAGCAGCUUUAGAUCAAAAGGAAAAAGAACCAGUUCCAGGUCCAUCGGUAACAGCGCAAGCUAUGGAUAUAGAUAUGCCUAUUAGGGAUGAUGGUUUUGGUGGACAUCUUGGUCAAGAUAUCAUAUCUGGUGGUCUAUUUGAAGGUGGUUUAUUUGACGAAGCACCAAUGGGUGAAGUACCUGUACCUGAAGUUAGUGCUGUGGCAGAACCACAAGAACCAGUAGUACCUGGAGCUGCACCUUCGGUUCAUGAAGAAUCUGAGGAAGAAAUGGGGCCUCCAUCUCCUCUAGGAGGAAUGAGUGAUGACUCCAGACCUGUCUCUCCAGCUGUAAUUGGAGAAGAAAUUGAAGGAAGAAUUAGUGUUGCAAGUCGUCGUUUUACUCCUGCUCCAUCCACCAUUCCUGAAGAACGUCCAAUGGAAGCAAUUGAAGAAGCCCCACCUCUACAAGAUCAAACCACAUUACUACAUGAUGAGGAAGAAAGUUUCGCUCUUGCACCGGUUGAUACGUCUGCUUUGAAAGGGUUCACAAAAGCAAAACGUAAACGUAAACUUAUUGUCGAUGAAGUAAAAAAUAUUUCUGGCGAAGAAAUGAAAGCACAACUAUCAGACACCAGCGAUAUUAUAACCACAUUAGAUCUGGCGCCUCCAACAAAAAGACUAAUGCAUUGGAAAGAAACAGGUGGAGUUGAAAAAUUAUUUGCUUUACCAGGAAGACCAAUACCAGCACGUGUAUUAUUUAAGAAUUAUCAACGACAUCUUACAAGCAAGUCUUAUGAUCACGAGGACUUUGGACGCUUAGUAGGUGAAGAAGAAGGUAUGCCUUUAGAACAAAUGAGGGAACCAGUAGAACCGGACACAUUUGAACAAAGUAUUUUAAGUAAACGGUUAUCUCGAAAACGAAAAAUACCAUUUGAAGAAGAGAUAAGGCCGCCACCUCCAGCACCAGCACCUCCACCAGUAGAAGUAGCACCUGAAGCCGUAGAAGUCCCAAGUAUAGUUCCCCCACCUCUCGCAGAAUCACCAGUACCUCUUCCUGAGGUAUCUUUACCUGCGGAACCAUCAGUUCCUGAAAUCAGUGGUAUGGUGCCUCUUGUCGAAGAAGCAGAAAUAGUUCCGUCAGUACCUCCCGAAGUACCUUUAAUUUCUCCACACGUGCCCGAAAUACCUCCAACUGAAUCCAUCGUUCCACCUGAAGAACCAGUUGUUCCACCUACCCCAACAGAAUCAGAACUUCCAAUAGCACCACCCACUGAAAUGCCUCAAAUGGAAAAUAUGGGCUAUGAUCAAGCUCAACCUAUUGUACCAUACAUGGGAUACGAUGAACAUCCCCCAGCACCUACAACACCUGCUAUAUCAGAAAGAGGGCCAGCAACUCCAUGGAACCAUGAGGAUUAUGAAUUUCCACCAUCUGUAGGCCCUCAGGAAGAACAGCAAGUGGAUGAAACAUACGAACAGUUCGAAGAACGAGUUCUUAAUAAAAGAGCAGCACACAUGUAUCAUGUUAUUAAGAAUAAACUGGAUACCAAAGAUAGGUUGACGUUAUCAGAAAUGGCAUACAAAAAUAAUCGCAAACAGGUUGCACAAAAGUUCUAUACUCUGUUAGUCCUUAAAAAAUUUCAAGUAACAGAGCUCUAUCAAGAAUACCCAUACGCUGAAAUUGUAGUCAAUAAAGGACCAAAAUUCGAGAAUCCUGCAUUAUAAGAGUGUUAGGUAUUUCAUACCUUACGUUUACUACUAACAGUGAUCAAAUAAGGAAGAAAAGGAUUAUUGUAGUUAUACUUCGAAUUACACAGAAAACAAAGCGGUUUAUCUAAAUUCUUUUGAUAGAUAAAUUGUAAAAUAAUCUGCAAAUCUACUGACAGAAGAAAUAUGAGAUAUCUAUUAAGAUAAAAGAAUUUUGUAAAUCAAGUUUUUAAUUCCUGAUUAAGGAAUGUAUACGUUUUGUAUAAAUCAGGGCAGAAUUAUUUUGGACCUUCUGCAUUUAUAAUGCACUGAAAAAAUUCAAUUAUACGUAUAAGAAUUUACUAUUGAAAGAUACAUAAUUUUUUACUUCUGCAUGGGAAAAGAUCGAUUGUCUUUAUUAAAUUUAUUAUCAAUCCUAACAGGGUUUGUAUAUAAUAUUAACGUGUAGUGAAAACAUAUUUUAUAUCCUACUAUUUACAAAGAAAGUUCUUGAGUCCGUAUUGCAGGAUGGUCCAAAAUUACUAAUAAAUUUAUAAAAUAAUUUAUGAAAUUUAAUAAAAGGGAAUUCUGUUAAAGUUUCAUAAAAUAAGAUCAUUUAUAAUUAAAAUCUAUGUAUUUUAUUUUAAAAUUUCAACAAAUUGGAUACGAUAUAAUUUUCUUAUUAGCGUACUUACUACACAUCAAAUGAUACUGUAAACAAUUAUUAAUGGAAGAAUCAAGAGAAUAUUUUAUGGAUGAUAAUUUUAUGUAUUGCAGUCAUACUUUAGGAGUAUCAAAGUGAUUAAGUUAUUUUUCAGAUCUACAUGAAUGCUAUAUUUUUAUGUACGCUCGGCAUGGUCUGUAUAGUUACUUUUCAUAUAAAUAUCAUUGAAAAUUUAUGACCUAUCGUAAUUUAUAUUUACAUUACGAAUAACAUUCCAAAGAACUUUAUUGUGACGUGAUAGUUUCAACUAUUGUUUCAAUUCUUCUCAUACAUUUUUUUUAUCAUACCCGAAAGAAGAUCUAUUAAUCGUGUAAAAAGAUAAAAAUUGUUUGACCAUACUAUUUUCUAAAAGAAAAUAAGAUUGUGGUUCGUAACUUAAUUAGUCCGACUACGAAAAAAAUGUUUAGUAAUUUAUUGUUAUAUAUGUAUGCCUGUUUCAUGGAAUACAGGAAUGUUGAAUCGUAUUAUAAAGAGAAGUACUAUAUUUUAUCAAAUUGACAUGUCAGAAAUUUCUCAAAAGCAAUCAUAUUGCAUUGUAAAUAUACAUGCACAGUAAGCACGUACGUUAUCAUUACGCAUAUACCCCUAUCAAAGGGUGUGUCAUAAAAAAGUCGACUGCUAUAACAUCUGUGAAAUGCCUGAUUGUAAAUAGGUUUCAUUAUUCAUUAAUCAGUACACAGUUGUUUAUAAAAUAAAUGAAAAGUUUCUGAAAUAUUCUGUUUAAAACUUAAACCCUAAAGUACAUAUCACAUAAUACUUAAAAAUGUUAAUCCAUUAUUUUCCAUUAAUAAACUGUUACACUGCAUCGGGAUUACUAAGUUAUUUUAACAAUAUUUCAAAAAUAUUAACUAUACAUAACAUUUUUUUCUAUCACGUAUAGCAUACGUGAAUUUAUAUGUUUGUAGAUUAAAUAUGUUUCCUACAACAAACACAUUAUCCAUUGUUUUAAUAUAUGUGCUUUUUAGUGUCACACGAUAAAAUUAUUUAAUUUAUAAUUAAUUUCUUUUACAUAUUUUUUGUGAAUUUAGUUAUGUAUAUUAUAAGAUGAUUAAAUUGACAUUAUUCAAAAUUAUAAUUAAGUUGAUACCAAGGUUUCCAUUUCGUGAAGUGCAAUUUUUCGGAUUUCGAUAUACGUGUAACGUAUAGUUAAAAAUUGCACUUUAAACUUGAGAAAAUAUUUAUG
Molecule: messenger RNA, 4599 nt
Organism: Nomia melanderi (Alkali bee)
Lineage: Eukaryota; Metazoa; Arthropoda; Insecta; Hymenoptera; Halictidae
Gene: vtd
Product: RAD21 cohesin complex component verthandi
Biological process (GO): replication-born double-strand break repair via sister chromatid exchange; sister chromatid cohesion
Cellular component (GO): cohesin complex
Molecular function (GO): protein binding; chromatin binding
Source: RefSeq, a predicted model, not a curated record